Messenger RNA from Pelobates fuscus (common spadefoot toad), 1614 nucleotides. RefSeq lists its product as uncharacterized. Bases 1 to 1614 code for a protein of 537 amino acids. Lineage: Eukaryota; Metazoa; Chordata; Amphibia; Anura; Pelobatidae. The transcript has 2 exons. The record is from RefSeq and is a predicted model, not a curated record.
AUGGCUCAUCAUCCAUCCUCAGAGAGUGCUGCUGUGGCUCCUGCUCCAUCCUUGGCAAGUGCCACUGUGGCUCCUCCUCUAUCCUCAGAGAGUGCUGCUGUGGCUCCUACUCCAUCCUUGGCAAGUGCCACUGUGGCUCCUCCUCUAUCCUCAGAGAGUGCUGCUGUGGCUCCUGCUCCAUCCUUGGCAAGUGCUGCUGUGGCUCCUGCUCCAUCCUUGGCAAGUGCUACUGUGACUCCUGCUCCAUCCUUGGCAAGUGCUACUGUGACUCCUGCUCCAUCCUUGGCAAGUGCUGCUGUGGCUCCUGCUCCAUCCUUGGCAAGUGCUGCUGUGGCUCCUGCUCCAUCCUUGGCAUGUGCCGCUGUGGCUCCUAUUCCACUCAUGGCAAGUGGUGCCAUGGUUCCUGAUCCAACCUCGACAAAUGCUCCUGCCCCAUACUCUGUAAGUGACACAGAGGCUCCUUUUCAAUACUUGCCGAGUGACUAUGUGGCUCCAGUUCAGUACAUGCUGAGUGACGCCACAGCUCCCGUUCAGUACAUGCCAAAUGAUGCCACUGUUCCUGUUCAGUACAUGCCGAGUGACGCCGCGGCUCCUGUUCAGUACAUGCCGAGUAAUGCCGCAGCUCCUGUUCAGUACAUGCCGAGUAAUGCCGCAGCUCCUGUUCAGUACAUGCCGAGUAAUGCCGCAGCUCCUGUUCAGUACAUGCAGAGUAAUGCCGCAGCUCCUGUUCAGUACAUGCCGAGUAAUGCCGCAGCUCCUGUUCAGUACAUGCCGAGUAAUGCCGCAGCUCCUGUUCAGUACAUGCCGAGUAAUGCCGCAGCUCCUGUUCAGUACAUGCCGAGUAAUGCCCCAGCUCCUGUUCAGUACAUGCCGAGUAAUGCCCCAGCUCCUGUUCAGUACAUGCCGAGUGAUGCCGCAGCUCCUGUUCAGUACAUGCCGAGUGAUGCCGCAGCUCCUGUUCAGUACAUGCCGAGUGAUGCCGCAGCACCUGUUCAGUACAUGUCGAGUGAUGCCGCAGCUCCUGUUCAGUACAUGUCGAGUGAUGCCGCAGCUCCUGUUCAGUACAUGUCGAGUGAUGCCGCAGCUCCUGUUCAGUACAUGUCGAGUGAUGCCGCAGCUCCUGUUCAGUACAUGCCGAGUGAUGGCGCAGCUCCUGUUCAGUACAUGCCGAGUGAUGGCGCAGCUCCUGUUCAGUACAUGCCGAGUGAUGGCGCAGCUCCUGUUCAGUACAUGCCGAGUAAUGGCGCAGCUCCUGUUCAGUACAUGCCGAGUAAUGGCGCAGCUCCUGUUCAGUACAUGCCGAGUAAUGGCGCAGCUCCUGUUCAGUACAUGCCGAGUAAUGGCGCAGCUCCUGUUCAGUACAUGCCGAGUAAUGGCGCAGCUCCUGUUCAGUACAUGCCGAGUAAUGGCGCAGCUCCUGUUCAGUACAUGCCGAGUAAUGGCGCAGCUCCUGUUCAGUACAUGCCGAGUAAUGGCGCAGCUCCUGUUCAGUACAUGCCGAGUAAUGGCGCAGCUCCUGUUCAGUACUUGCCGAGUAAUGGCGCAGCUCCUGUUCAGUACAUGCCGAGUAAUGGCGCAGCUCCUGUUCAGUACAUGCCGAUACAUGCCGAGUAA